Vitis vinifera (wine grape) is the source of this 1624-nucleotide messenger RNA. RefSeq names its product UDP-glucuronate 4-epimerase 4. The coding region runs from base 238 to 1464 and encodes 408 amino acids. NCBI's taxonomy places the organism in Eukaryota, Viridiplantae, Streptophyta, Magnoliopsida, Vitales, Vitaceae. The transcript has a single exon. The record is from RefSeq and is a predicted model, not a curated record.
CAGUGUUUGGUUCUUGGUAGAAUUCUUCUCCUUUUCUUUCUUUGAUUCUUCUCUUUAUUACCUCCUCCUCUUUAUCUAAACCCACCCCUAAACUAUAAAACCCCACAAAGUCUUUCUCUUCCCAUUGGCUUUUUUGCUUCUUAAAAUAAGACUCAGAGCCUGGAACCCCGCAUUGCUUUUCUCAAGAAAUUUUCUGAGAAAAUCCCUUUCUUUGGAUUUUCUCGGAAAAUUUCCUCGAUGACGAGAUUCUCCAGUGCCAACCGCUUCCGCUUCCAGUUCUCCAUCUCCAAAUAUGCGUUCUGGUGGUGCCUAUUCUUCAUUGUGCUCCUGUGCUUCGUAAGCAACCACUUGCUGCUGUCCGACAACGACAGGCGUCUCCUCCGGAACAGAGGGAAGGGGUGGGAACAGCGGGUCCUGUCGUCGGCGAGCCCCCGCUCCAGUACCGGCUCCACGGUGCUCGUCACCGGCGCAGCCGGCUUCAUUGGCUCUCAUGUCUCCGCCGCCCUGAGGAACCGCGGCGACGGCGUGGUGGGACUGGACAACUUCAACAACUAUUACGAUGUAUCAUUGAAGCAUGACCGGCGAGCAAUGCUGGAGAGCUCCGGCGUGUUCAUCGUCGACGGCGAUAUCAACGACCAGGUGCUUCUCAAGAAGCUUUUCAGCAUUGUUCAAUUCACUCACGUAAUGCACCUCGCGGCUCAGGCCGGCGUGAGGUAUGCAAUGAAGAACCCAGCUUCCUAUAUCGAUAGCAACCUCUCUGGUUUUGUGAACUUGCUUGAAGUCUGCAAAGAGGCUAAACCACAGCCAGCCAUUAUCUGGGCAUCCUCUAGCUCGGUAUAUGGACUCAAUUCUAAGGUUCCCUUCUCCGAAACCGAUCGAACAGACCAGCCUGCAAGUCUCUAUGCUGCAACAAAGAAGGCUGGUGAAGAGAUUGCACAUAGCUAUAAUCACAUCUACGGUUUAUCGAUCACCGGGUUGCGGUUUUUCACAGUAUAUGGACCUUGGGGGAGGCCUGAUAUGGCCUAUUUCUUCUUCACCAAGGAUAUAUUGCAGGGAAAUUCGAUACGAAUUUUUGAGGGUGGUAAAGGAGGGGUAGUUGCAAGGGAUUUUACCUACAUUGAUGAUAUAGUAAAGGGUUGUUUGGCAGCAUUGGAUACUGCAGAGAAGAGUACUGGGAGUGGGGGAAAGAAGAUGAGGCCAGCCCAGUUAAGAGUGUAUAAUCUUGGGAACACAUCUCCAGUGGAAGUAGGGAGCCUUGUAAGCAUAUUGGAGAGGUUGUUGAAGGUGAAAGCCAGGCGAGUUGCAACGCCAAUGCCCAGGAACGGGGAUGUGAUGUAUACACAUGCGAAUAUAAGUUUGGCAGAGAAGGAGCUUGGAUACAAGCCCACUACAGAUUUGAGGAGUGGGUUGGAGAAAUUUGUCAAGUGGUACCUCACUUACUAUAAUCAAUCCACUGUAAAUUAAGCUUUUGUGGGAUUUCAUGGUAGACCCAUUAUCAAUUUUUUUUUUUUUUUUUAAGUAUUUCAUUUAGAACAUAUCCUCUAUUUCCCUCUUCUGCUUUUUUUGGUAGUCUAGACACUGUACAAACAGACAAGUUAUGAGCAAAAAUGCUUGUGACUAAGUU